Olea europaea var. sylvestris is the source of this 2265-nucleotide messenger RNA. Its product is annotated as probable transcription factor KAN3. Gene Ontology annotation, molecular function: DNA-binding transcription factor activity; DNA binding. The transcript is spliced from 7 exons. The coding region runs from base 918 to 2009 and encodes 363 amino acids. The record is from RefSeq and is a predicted model, not a curated record. Lineage: Eukaryota; Viridiplantae; Streptophyta; Magnoliopsida; Lamiales; Oleaceae.
UGAUUUUUUAUUUAGUCUUGUAAGGCAAGAUUUUCAUUUUUCUCAUCUGCGUUUCAUUUGGUUCAGAAACAAUGACAAUGAUCUUUUUCCACAACCAUAUCCACCAGUCAUGGAAGGAUUUGUAUUGGGUGAUCAGUUCUUUUAUCAAAUGCCUAACUCCUUUUAUAAGCACAUACUCAAUUUCUUAUUAGUUAUGCAUCGAAUUCUUUCAAAAACUGAUCAUAUCCUUCUAGGGUUUUGCUGAUAUUUCGUCCCUUUUCACAAUACAUAGUCGUAUUUUUAUAUUUAUGAGAACAAGAAUUACAAUAAAGGAGCUGAUCGGGAGCUUAGAGUAUCAAGAUUGCACUGAAUAACUUGCUUUUUUGGACAUAUCUAAUCACUCAUUUUUUCUUCUUAUUUUAAGUUCAUGUGUAUGUUUUUCAUCAAGCUUUCUUGUUGUGUCCUGUCAAUUUUACUGGUUCAUGAUUCCUCAUAUACCUGGUUGGCCACAAAUAUUAAAAGUUCAUACCUGCUAAUUUUGUCUUGAGUUGUUAGAAACUUGACCAUAUGGAGUUCUUUAAUUGAAAAACUAUUUUACAGUAUUAGGUGGAGAUACAGUUAAUUUAGAAAUUACCAAUAAAUGUAUCUCAACAGAUUUUUUGCACUCCUCACCAUUUCAUAUAUUUAUAUCAGCUUUAAAAUCUCACCUUUCAGUAGUUGAAAGAGUACUGGCAUCAGUUGUCAUGGCAUUUGCAACCAGAAAUGAAGCAAGUUCAACAUUCUUGCCUACCCAAUCUCUGAUAUAAAUGGUUUUUUCUGGAAAAUCUCUUAAUCAUAAACCCUAGGUUCUGAAAAUCCCGCAUAAAAGAGUCCCAGCUAGAAAUUCCAUGCUUAAUUUAUAAUCAUUAAAUGGGAGGGAGUUGGAGAGAAAGCAUAGCAUGGCCGAAGAAUUGGAAGUCUUUGGUGAUGGAAAAAUCAGUGGAAAUGAGGAAGCGGAAGAAAACGCAUUAUCAGAUUAUUCACAGAAUAUCUCAUCUAUUGACUUAAAUGAAGAAGCCGAAAGCAAUGUGGAUGGUGAUGCCAUGGAAGUUUCAGACAUCAGUGUUCAGGAUGCUGAGCAAACGGCAAAUAGUAACAAAUCCGAGGAAGGAAAUGGAAACAAGAAUAAGAAUAGAAUUCGUAGAUAUGUUAGGUCCAAAAUGCCUAGGCUCCGGUGGACUCCUGACCUCCAUCUCUCAUUUGUUCAUGCUAUUGAGAAACUGGGUGGAAAACAAAGAGCCACUCCGAAAACCGUGCUUCAGUUGAUGAACGUGAGAGGACUUAGCAUUUCUCAUGUCAAAAGUCACUUACAGAUGUAUCGAUGCAAGAAACUGGAUGAUUCUGGACAAGUAAUCAGUCAAGCGAAGCGAGGAUAUUAUAUCCGAUCAAGAGAUUAUUUUUCUAGAAGUAAUUUGUAUGAAAAGCGCAGUUCUUUACAGAAUUUGAGAGUAGAAAACGGUGGCAUAUCCUUUGUGCAAAAUUCUCAUAAUCAAGGUCAUCGGUUGGGUUCCCUAUCCUUGUAUGAUCAGAUCAAAGAAUCUCCAUCUCCGAGAUAUCAGCAAUGGUCAUCCAAUAAAGAACAUCCCAAAAUCAGGUUUAAUCCUCAUAUAAGUGUUGAUGGCAAUAAUUUCUUCAGGACAGCAAAUAGCCCACUCAAGCCUAACCAAUUUCUUGAAGAGAAAAGAUGGCCUCCACGACAAUUUGUCAAUGUGAAUCAAUAUAAGGACAAAAGGGUUACUAUGUCUAACACAGCAGCUGGACAAUACAAGUCAAGCAUCAUAUCAGAAACAUUUGGCAAAACUUUUGAAGAUCCUUUUCAAAUCAAGACAAACAAGGAGAAGAUGAUCGAAGUUCAAGAUUGGCCUGAUUUGCAACUCAGUUUGAGCAUUACUGCAAAUUCUAACCACGAGAUGACUCGUAGUAAGGGCGAUAAGGAAAUUAAUACGAUGCUUUCUCUUUCUUUGUUCCCACAUUCACCGAGUGCAAACUAGCUAUAAUAAAUUAGUAAAUAUUCAUUAAGUUCAGUAUUGUAGUCUAUAUAUUUAAUUUAUUAUAUACACAUACACAUAUAUAGCAACAGGUGAGAAGCUGAGUACUGGAGAUCUGACCAUGUAUGCAUGCAGCAGAGCAUAUUAGUGAGAUCUUCUUAGUACUUAGUUUUUGAAGACAUUUGUAUUGAUUAUUUUCAUGCUACCAUGAAUUAGGGUUUGGUUUUUUAUGGAAAUAAAUAACCUAGACUGCCUAUAA